GAAGAGUACCAAGGAGAGAAGAACGUGUUGGAACAACAAGAGACUUAUUGGUUAGAGCAGAGGAAGACAUUGCUAAAUGUUUUAGUGACUCAGCCAGGGUUAAGGGUGUCGAGAUUGUAAAGUGGAGUGACGCAUUACGUGCACUGACCACUCAACCAAAUUAUUGUCGUACACCAAAUCGUCUCAUUAAAUGGUCUGAAUUUGAGAACGUUAUUCGCGAUCAUAAACUUUCCACCAUAUCCGAACAUGAUCCACCAACAUUUCAUACAGAUCUGGAGAGUGUCAGUGAAGCUGAUGUACAGGCAACAUUCAAUCAGAAUGUGCUGGCACCUCUGUCUAGAAUAAUUGGAUUAAAACUCAACAAGCCCGCGAAGUUUGCUCGGUUUGAGAUUCUAUCAGGAAAGAUCGAAGGCCAACCAGAUUUUGUCUUUCAUGAGCUUGAAGAUGCAACUUUACUCUUUCCUAUUGAGGUGAAAAUAGAAUGGGUUUUGAAUUGUGAUGAUAUUAUCAAGCAAUAUAAUAAUGAUAUUAAGAGGAAAAAAGGCGGAAAGAACUCUCGCACUAAUACAGAACAAAAAAUAGAUUCUUCAGUAGAUUGUUUACAUCAGAUUUAUGGAUACAUGUCAUUGAAUUAUCGUAAGUUUGGUGUUCUUACAACAUAUAACCGAACUUGGUUCUUUAAGAAGAAUGUUAAAGAACGGGGUACACUGUAUGUAUCACCCUGUAUCAAGGCUGAAUACCGAGAUCCAUCAUUGUUUCACUGUUUCUCUUAUAUUAUGUCAGAAGCAGUUCAAGACCCCAACUGCCCUGAUACUGAUUCUUCUGCAUCUCUCAAUCAGUCUGGUCCCGCUGCUGGAACUCGAGGUAACCGUCGCUGCCAAACUGACAACUAUGGUGGUUCCUUUACUGGACCCUCUAACAGUAUUUCUUCUCCUGGUGGUUCUAAAUUCAGUUGCCGUGGAGGAAAACAUAAAAGUCAGUCAGCAAGAGAUAUUGAAGUGCAAGACUUGAAUUAUUUUGACUUUCAUAAAAAAGAUGUUCUUGGGUUUGGGCAUAGUGGAAUUGUGCGAAAGGUUGAGUGGUGUGGGGAGGAGAUUGCUCUCAAGAUUUCUGAUAUAUCACAACAUCCAGAGUUUAAGAAAGAAUUACUCAAUGAGGUGGCGACUUACAAUACUUUAAAAGAGUUACAAGGGAAAUACAUCCCAAUACUUAAAGCAGCUGGAUACCUAUGGGAUCAUAUGCUUUUUGGUAUUGCAACAGAGAUUGUAAGCAAUGCAAUAGAAGUAGAGUUGUUGGAAUAUGCAGAACGAUUGGAGAUUACAAGAGCUCUCUCAGCAAUCCAUCAUUAUGGUAUAUUACACAAUGACAUUCGUGAGGAGAAUAUCCUUAUUCAACAUGGAAGUGAUAGGUUCAGAGUUUCUUUCAUUGAUUUUGCCUUUUCAGAGAAAACCAGUGACAAGAAGAGGCUUUCACAAGAAAUGGCUACACUGAAAGAUCUACUUAAUCUUCCAGCUUCUAUAAAUUUACCCUAUAAGGCUACAAAGAUACAAAGAGAAAGAGGUGCGAUUAGAACAAAGAGAAAAGGAGUCAGAGAACAUGAAGGAAUACUCUGUAAGAGUCUUCGUGGAAACCAGAAGAUUAAUGACUUGCAAAGAGUUGUAGAAUUAGAAAUCAAGCAUAAAGAGUUAGAAACUAAGCAAAAGAAAUUGGAAUUCAGAGUAGAAGAAUUGGAAGAUAAAGUGGAAAUGAAGCGAGAAGAAGCUGAAAAGGCCUUAGAAAACUAUGUAGCAUAUAAACAACUUCAAGAAUUACCAGUCUUACCAAAAAAAACUAAUAAGUUUAAACUGUUAGGUGCAAGUAACAUGAAAUUAGAAUAUCAGAUCAGUCAGUUGGGAAGAGGGGACAGUUGGCACUAUAAUUUCUGUUCUUUUGAGAGCAAUAAAAACUCAAUUACUACUUAUGAAAUGGUAGCCUACAAUACCAAAACUAGUGGCUAUAAUGAUAUUGUCUAUAUUUGUAUUGAAUGGUAA
Funneliformis geosporum is the source of this 2030-nucleotide messenger RNA. The record is from the annotation of a GenBank genome assembly. Lineage: Eukaryota; Fungi; Glomeromycota; Glomeromycetes; Glomerales; Glomeraceae.